AUGUCUCCACGGUUCUUGACGGAACCCCCGACUAAGGUCUUAGUUGGGGAAGAUAGGAAGGCGUACUACGUCCACCUUUAUAUCUUAUCGUCAUGCAAAUCAUCUAGCGCUGAUGUUCGCAUGAACGGACCGUGGAAAUCCACUGGGGACGGCGCUAUUAACUGGACGAAUUUUGACAUGCAAACGAUUGAAUGUGUCUUGCACUAUCCUUACACUGGGGACUACCAUGUGCCCAAAUCGGUCGACGAGACGCCAACCUCAAACAGAGAAGGUGAAGAAAUCUGUCUAGAGCAGCCGGAAGGUACCAUCUGUACUGAAGAGCAACUACCGACGAACGAAACGUCUUCACCAUCUCAGACUCCAUCACCAGACCCAAGUGCGCUCGGACGACCGCUUACCCCCAUAAGCAAGUGCCUCGAGGUCGAGUUCCCAGAAGAGCGUUUGCGAACGGUUGCCAGUGUCGUUGCUGAACAGGAAUACAGGGGUGACGGCCAUACCGUCGGAAUGUCGGUCCUUGUACACGUAAAGGUGUACUCGUUUGCCCAUUGUCAUUUCUUCUCCGACUUGGCAAAGUUUGCAUUACAGCGUCUCACUUAA
Messenger RNA from Trematosphaeria pertusa, 597 nucleotides. RefSeq lists its product as uncharacterized. The record is from RefSeq and is a predicted model, not a curated record. Bases 1 to 597 code for a protein of 198 amino acids. The transcript has 3 exons. NCBI's taxonomy places the organism in Eukaryota, Fungi, Ascomycota, Dothideomycetes, Pleosporales, Trematosphaeriaceae.